Molecule: messenger RNA, 1251 nt
Organism: Melanotaenia boesemani (Boeseman's rainbowfish)
Lineage: Eukaryota; Metazoa; Chordata; Actinopteri; Atheriniformes; Melanotaeniidae
Gene: evx2
Product: even-skipped homeobox 2
Exons: 3
Coding region: 1-1251 (416 amino acids)
Biological process (GO): regulation of transcription by RNA polymerase II
Cellular component (GO): nucleus
Molecular function (GO): DNA-binding transcription factor activity, RNA polymerase II-specific; RNA polymerase II cis-regulatory region sequence-specific DNA binding
Source: RefSeq, a predicted model, not a curated record
AUGAUGGAGAGGAUAAGAAAAGAGAUGAUAUUGAUGGAGAGAGGUCUGCACAGUCCUGUCGCAGGGAAGAGGCUCGCCGACACACCAGGAAAUUCAGUUCUGGAGGCCCUAGAAAACUCUCAGCACGGUGGACGACUGAGCCCAAGAAUAACUUCGGCUUCUCUUCAUGGAAAUCUUGGGGACAUUCCGACCAAGAACAAAUUUGAAAUUGACAGUCUUUUCGGUACACACCAUAACAGCGAAAAUACCUCUUCGGCGGAGAUUUCUUCAUCGGAAAGUAGGAAGAAAAUGAGUCUUUACUCUGAAGUUUCGCAAGAAUCAGAUAUAAACAGUGAUGUGGAGGUGGGUUGCCCUGCGCAUCGCUCCCCCAGCCAACAUAAAGAGAACAACAAAGGGUUUUCAGACAGUAAUUCGGGAUCUUCCAACACAAGCUCGAGCUCUCUCUCUAAUAUGAAUGGUAAUUCAACGGGAGGAUCAAAUAAUUCCAACGCCGACCAAGUCAGAAGGUAUCGGACUGCUUUCACUCGAGAACAAAUCGGAAGACUGGAAAAGGAGUUUUACAGGGAAAAUUACGUUUCCAGACCGAGGAGAUGUGAAUUAGCCGCUGCGCUAAAUCUACCCGAAACUACAAUUAAGGUGUGGUUCCAGAACAGGCGCAUGAAGGAUAAAAGGCAGCGUUUGGCUAUGUCCUGGCCCCAUCCUGCUGAUCCCAGCUUCUACACUUACAUGAUGACGCACGCGGCAGCUACAGGAAGUCUACCUUACCCUUUCCACUCGCACAUGCCUCUACACUACUACCCGCACGUCGGUGUCACGGCAGCAGCAGCGGCCGCCGCCGCCACCGGUGCCGCCUCGUCACCUUUCGCCACUUCCAUCCGCCCCCUCGAUACAUUCCGGGCACUUUCGCAUCCUUACUCGCGGCCCGAGCUCCUUUGCAGCUUCAGACAUCCAGGACUGUACCAGUCGCCCGCAGGCCUGAAUAGUUCAGCCGCGGCAUCAGCAGCGGCGGCAGCAGCAGCAGCGGCCGCAGCGGUCAGCGCCCCUUCAGCCACCGGUCCCUGCUCGUGCCUCAGCUGCCACAGCAGCCAGGCGGCGAGUGCGCUGGGCUCCAGGAGCACCAGCGCUGACUUUACCUGCACAGCUUCCACGCAAAGAUCCGAGAGUGGAUUUUUGCCGUAUUCUGCUGCUGUACUCAGCAAGACCUCAGUCCCAUCACCAGACCAACGGGAGGACACUUCACUUAACAGAUAA